Lynx canadensis (Canada lynx) is the source of this 2118-nucleotide messenger RNA. It is a transcript of the gene RHOV, whose product is annotated as ras homolog family member V. NCBI's taxonomy places the organism in Eukaryota, Metazoa, Chordata, Mammalia, Carnivora, Felidae. Gene Ontology annotation, molecular function: GTPase activity; GTP binding. Gene Ontology annotation, biological process: small GTPase-mediated signal transduction. The coding region runs from base 16 to 726 and encodes 236 amino acids. The transcript has 3 exons. The record is from RefSeq and is a predicted model, not a curated record.
UCCCCGGAGCGGGCCAUGCCCCCGCGGGAGCUGAGCGAGGCCGAGUCGUCCCCGCUCCGGGCCCCGACCCCUCCCCCACGGCGGGGCAGCGCGUCCCCGGAGCUGGGCAUCAAGUGCGUGCUGGUGGGCGACGGCGCCGUGGGCAAGAGCAGCCUCAUCGUCAGCUACACCUGCAAUGGGUACCCCGCGCGCUACCGGCCCACAGCGCUGGACACCUUCUCUGUGCAAGUCCUGGUGGAUGGAGCCCCGGUACGCAUUGAGCUCUGGGACACAGCGGGACAGGAAGAUUUUGACCGCCUUCGCUCCCUUUGCUACCCGGAUACUGAUGUCUUCCUGGCCUGCUUCAGCGUAGUGCAGCCCAGCUCUUUCCAGAACAUCACAGAGAAAUGGCUGCCGGAGAUCCGCACUCACAACCCCCAAGCUCCUGUGCUGCUGGUAGGCACCCAGGCCGACCUGAGGGACGAUGUCAAUGUAUUGAUUCAGCUGGACCAGGGGGGCCGGGAGGGCCCAGUGCCCCAACCCCAGGCUCAGGGUCUAGCGGAGAAGAUCCGGGCCUCCUGCUACCUUGAGUGCUCUGCCUUGACGCAGAAGAACUUGAAGGAGGUGUUUGACUCAGCUAUUCUCAGUGCCAUUGAACACAAAGCCCGGCUGGAGAAGAAAUUGAACGCCAAAGGUGUGCGAACCCUCUCUCGCUGCCGAUGGAAGAAGUUCUUCUGCUUUGUUUGAACAGCCACAGCAGCUAGGGAGUAAUAGGCAUAAGACCACAGACUUCUGGAAACUGGGGUACUGGGGCCUUUGAGGGGGAUACUGGCAGGGCCAGGCCACCUCAUGGGACUUAGUUCCACCUGAACACUGUGAGGACACAGGCCUCUAAUUGCCCACUGUAAUAUGCAAGGGUGGGCCCAGGGCCUGGAGGAGGCAAGGCUCUGAGUUGGAUUUCUGUGGUCAAAGAUCACAGAGAAAUCCCAGCACUUUGAUUUUCGUGGGGUGGUCCUAGCAGUGUCAUCCACCGCUAAGCAGUUUGGGAUCCAGUUCCCAGUUUCUUACCAGGAGACCUCAGGUCAGCCUGGCUGAAUUAGGACCCCUUGUGGUGGUCCCCACCCCUUCCUUGGCACAGGGGUGAGGAAGAGCCUGGCAAGAGCAGGAGAGUGGAGAACUUAGAGAGCCGUUUGGGAUGGACUGGAUAAGACGGAGGUCAAUGAGAGAUUGAAAGGGAGCAGAAAGUGAGGCCUUGGAGCCUUGGGGCUGGAGGGAGGCUGGUGAGGAGGCAGGUCAGAGGGCUAAGCUUGGAAGGAGGAAGAGCAAGGAGAGCAGAGAAGUGGGGCAGCUGAGGAGCAAGGCUGACACCUGGGCUGCCCUCAGGCCUCAGGGCCACGGUGGGCGGGGCUGGUCCCUGGGAAGAACUGGGACUCAGGGCUCCCUAGGCACUGCCCAAACUGGCUGGGCCAGGAGCAGGGCAGGAAGUGAGAGGCAGGGCCCAGCAAGAAGAGGGGGAGGAGCUGCAAACUAGAGCCUGAAGGAAGAAGGGGCUGGGGUCGCCCCUUUCUCCAAGGCCACAGCCUAGAAGGUAGAGAGCAGUACAGAGUCUGCAAAUAAAGCCUUAAGUUUCUGAAGCUGCUGUCUCUGUGUCAUUUCCUGGAGCUGUCUGCCCAUUGCUCUCUCAGAGUCCUCUUCAGGACCCAAUAGCCAGGAUAGAUAGGUUGGGUACUGAAGGACUGAGGCUAGACUGAGAGGUGGGGCUGCACUAGAUGAGACAGUGUGAUGGGAACUGGACUGGGGGGGGGACAGGUCUGGGGCUCCCCACUUGGAGCUUAGCUGGUUCCCAGGAGAGCUAGCGUGGGAAGCAGCCUAGGAACGGGUUUCCCCAGGUGUCAGCGCCAGAGCUGCUUUCCCAUGACCUCACCAGGCGGGUAGUGCCCCUCCCCUCUCCCCCUCCUUUCUAGAGCACCUCGCUCAUCACUGGGGCUCUGGGCAGUGCUAGGCCCUCUAACCUUCCUGCUCUGAUCCUUCUAACUGUCCACAGGGUCUCGGGGUAGGGGGCCACUUGGCUCAGAGCCUGAGAAUGACAUAACUCCAUACAGCCUAAACCUCAACCACUGGCCAAACUUCUGGGUCAAG